This is a messenger RNA of Lobosporangium transversale, 1447 nucleotides long. RefSeq names its product HAD-like domain-containing protein. The transcript is spliced from 7 exons. Lineage: Eukaryota; Fungi; Mortierellomycota; Mortierellomycetes; Mortierellales; Mortierellaceae. The record is from RefSeq and is a predicted model, not a curated record. Bases 153 to 1388 code for a protein of 411 amino acids. Gene Ontology annotation, molecular function: protein binding; phosphoprotein phosphatase activity. Gene Ontology annotation, cellular component: nucleus.
CAUUUCUUUCCAUCCCCAAAAACAUUCUUUUCACACAAUUACAUUCAUUAGGCCUCUCUUCCUCUCCCUUCUCUUCUUUCUCGUUGUUGCAUUGUCUUUUCCAUAGUAACUGCCUUGUUCUUGAGCUUAAUCAUCUGUUAACCAGUCCCACCAUGAUAUCCAAUUCAGAUACAAGUCCAAAUGCUACUGCUCUUGUCCAUAACUCUGCAUCUAAGAGUGAGGCUCAAAGCCCUGCUCCUUUUGAAGAGAGCACAGUUACCACUAUCGCCACUACCAUGUCUCCUGAUCAAGUGAAGCGAUUUUUCAAUACAGAUCAAAGUGUAGACGACUCCAGUGACCAGCCUUUGUCACACACGGGUCUAGAAGAAUUAGUACCAUCAAUUUCCAAGGAGAGUGUGUUUUCUGCUCUGGAUGCAGACGAGCUAAAUGGAAACAACAAAAGAGUCAUUUCUUUGACUGCUCAAUGGAAUGGCAAGAAGCUUCCUUUUGAGGUAGACCUCGAUUACACUAUUGGCGAACUCAAGAAUAAGUUGAUGGAGCUAACCAAUGUGGAACCAAAGAGACAGAAACUUAUGCUAGUUAGAGGAAAGUUUCCUGAAGACCAUGUGGUGCUAUCUACUUUAGCACUGAAAAAUAACCAAACAUUCCUGAUGAUGGGAACACCUGAGGCAAAAGUGAUCAAAGCCCCCGAGGUAAUGCCGGAUGUACUCAAUGACUUGGAUGAAGAUUAUACCCCAGACGACGAGGCAUUUGCUAGUAUGGCUCAAAACCAGAAAAGUCUCAAGAGCACUAUUUCCAAGUGCAAAAUCAAUAUCAUGAAUGAGCUGCGCCCAGGAAAGAAAUUGCUUGUAUUGGAUCUUGAUUAUACACUGAUUGAUUGUAAAGCACUCAACAACUCACUUGUGGAGGUUAUGCGACCAGGCUUACACGACUUUUUGGCAGUCUGUUAUGAGCACUAUGAUAUUGUGAUCUGGUCUCAGACAUCGUGGAGAGCGUUAGAGGCAAAAGUGACAACCAUUGGACUGUUGACACAUCCCGACUACAAGAUCUCAUUUGUGAUGGACAUCUCUACUAUGUUUUCAGUACUCAGUCAACGGGACGGAAAACCAUUUAGGCAUCAGGUCAAGGCUCUUGAUAUUAUCUGGACAAAGUUCCCGCAGUAUUCUGCACGCAAUACCAUCCACAUUGAUGAUCUAUCGCGUAAUUUCGCUAUGAAUCCCCGUUCGGGCUUAAAGAUCAGCGCAUUCAAGAAUGGGGCGGUAUCGCGCCAUACAGACAGAGAGCUGUUUCAUUUAGCACGAUAUCUAGUGGACAUUAGUAAAGCAUCAGAUUUCAAGGAGCUCGAUCAUAAGGGCUGGAAAAGUCAUCGCAAGAACUCGAGUCUAUAAACAUGCUAGCUAUUUUUUUUUUCUUCUUUACCGUGGUUUAUCGUUGAUCUACUUCUCCA